UAUGUUUCAAUUAACAAUUAUAUUAUUUGCAGCAUUUUUAUCAAUUUACAGCGUUGUUGCCGAUCAACCAAAAUCUUGGAAUUGCGAUCAAUCAACCACUUGCUGUUGUGGGGGUCAGUUAGGUUUGGUGUGCGGCUCACGUAUUGGUUUAAACCAAAAUGAACAUGGUGGCAUUCCUUUACUAAGAGGUCAAUGCAAAGAUCGUGCAUUUUACCAGUGCUCGGCCAUCGAUCAACCGGCUGUUUUCAAAGGCAUGUGUCCUAAAUGUCGUUUAUCGAAACCGGGAGUCGAUAAAUGUUUUGCAGAGUGAAAAACAACUAAACUUUAUUUUAACAAAUAAACAUUAAAUU
Messenger RNA from Oppia nitens, 350 nucleotides. RefSeq lists its product as uncharacterized. The transcript is spliced from 2 exons. NCBI's taxonomy places the organism in Eukaryota, Metazoa, Arthropoda, Arachnida, Sarcoptiformes, Oppiidae. The record is from RefSeq and is a predicted model, not a curated record. The coding region runs from base 2 to 310 and encodes 102 amino acids.